GUACUCUUCCUGAUGUCCCAUUGAGAGUAAGCUGUGUCUUUUGACAGCCUGGUCACCCUACAGCGGGGUACUACAGUCCGCCUUAGGCUUCCCAGGAUAGUUAAUCAACACCGAACACUGGCUCAAGCAGUGAAAAACAUAUCGUGGAGCAAAGGAAAAUGGACAACGUGAAGGACAAUGACAACGUGCCGACAAAACAGAGCAGGUUACUUUUUGUAUGAAACAAAGUCUCAGCUUUCAAAUUUUGUCAUUUUUUAAAAGAAAUUCAAACACUAAAUUCAUUUUGUGGCUCUUUAAUGUGUCGUGACAGAUCGCAGUAGUGCCUCAGUUCAAGCGGCAUGUGAACGGAAGGUAACUUGUUUCAACCGCGGAAAGACGUCAAUACACCAUUUUUCAAGUUCAAGUCCACCGAUGUUAUGCUGCCUUCACGUGCUAUCAGAAAUUUCCUAUCUCCCACUUAUGAAGUCGUGAUUACGAGCUUGUCGUAUUCAAGUGCUUUAAUGUCGGAAAGAAUAAAAUGUAGCAUCCCAUUGGUUGACAAUCAUAUAAACAUUCACCGCACUAUACAUGCAGUUUGUUGACAAUUCUGGAAUUUCGGUCAAAUACAUGCUUAUUUCACUGCUUAUAAAACAUUAUAUGCUUCGCAUGAUCGUUCAUAUGUAACCUAUAAAUGCACUACUUUAGCGACAAGACAAAGGGAUGUAGUUGUUGUGAGAACAGCAUUAACAGCAGCAAUGGUUGUUCCCUCCACCAUGUUUAAAGUUUAUGACCCGCCCAACUCGGAAACUCUGGUAUCAAAAUUAUUUCCGAAUUUCCCAGUAGUAAAUAAUUCUUGAGAGGCCGUUCACGUCCAAUUUCCGACUAGGAAACUCAUAAUUACGAUAAUUACGAUAGCACGUGAAGGCAGCAUUAAUCUCGUUAAUACUCUCCUGUCUGGUUUGUUUGUCAGACAAAAUGGCAGAUUCAGCGUUAUGAUCAGUCAGAUCACCUGUCAAUCAAAAUCCUGGCGAAGGGUGAAUCGACUUGCUUUCAUGUCAUUCCAGACCUGUGACUCUUAAUUAAAACACAUAAACAAACACACACACACACACACAAACUGAUUUAAUGUUCUGAAUCAACAAAUAGACAGCAUCUGUGUUAUUAUGCCAACAAAAUGUCGUUACAGCAACAGGUCCCAAAUGUCUCCGUAAAUAGGGGAAAAAAUGUUCUGGUUUGUUCAAGGGCGAGUAAAAACAUAAACAAUGUAACUUCAGCAUGUUUUUACACAAAACAACGUCAGGAUUCUGCCUUUGCAUAACCUCUGAACUGGAAUUAUUAUGGAACAGGUGAGUUUGUGAUGACAAGUAUAUGGACAGGUGAAUCAGAAAGAUGAGUCACAGACAUAUAUCAUAAUAGUUUCCCGGCACCACAAGCCCUUCUUUCAAAGAGACUGUUUUCAUUGUUCCCAUGACAACUUAAAAAAAAAAAGACAUGAUGAAAAUUCAUUGGGCUCCUAUUGAGCAUGGCUGUUUCUAUAGCAACAGCAAGAGAGAGACAGGAUGAGUAAGCAGCAGGAGCUACGAGUGUGUGAGAAUGAGCGUGUGUGUAAGAAAGAUAGAAGACAGAGUAUUUAUUGUAUUGAUUUGGAAAGAUAUCUGAUUUCCUUUUGUGACAUCUCAAUAGUACCUACCUGUUCUUCCUCUAAAUCCCACUUCUCAUCCCAUACACACAUUUUCACACAAUUGUGCCCCCCUUUCAUUGGGCAUACAACUCUCCUUGCCUCCCACUAUUUCUGUCUGUGUGUCUUUGCACCUCCUACCCCCUCCACGGUGGAUUUCCUUUCAGAGAGGGAGCAUGUGGUGUGUAAUCAGAUGACAACGACUGAUAAUCCAGCAAAACACCCACUCUGUCCUGUUCACUUAGAGAGGAGCGAGAGAGCAGGAGUGGAGGAGAGGAAAGAAGUAAAGGAGGCGGGAUCUGUCUGGGCAGAGGGGAAGGAGACAAGAGGAGGAAGUGGGAGAUUAUUCACAAUGGAGGAAGGACAAAGACCUACAUCUGAGAUCUACCUCCCAAGCAUCAGUCUUGGAUCUCAGGAUGCUGAAACAGUGGAGAACCAUGAGUUGCCAAUCAUUUCUUUAUCCAAAAGCUCGACAGAAAUGGUGAGUGGACCUCCUCAACGAACGGAACUGGCAUGGUACCGUCAGAACUUGCGUAAGAGCAUCAGCAGUGCAGCAUGUACUCAAAGGCCUAUCAGUCUGGGUGGACCAUCGACAGGAUUUCCUGUGAACAUUUGUGAUCAUGAACAGGGGAGCAUGUGCAGUGGCAACAGCACCCCUGAGACUGUAAUCUGGCAUGGAGGACCUGCAAGAUCCUGGAGCGUCAUGGAGGACUUGCCCAGAAGGACUCCAACUCAAGAUCCACUCCUGGGGCAAAAUCAGGUCCAUAGUGGUGUGAAGUGUGUGCCACACUCACCAUCCACAAAUAGGGAUUUAAGGAUGAAGAGUCUGAUGUGCAGGGAGGGAUGUUGUCCAUGUUGCGGGCCUGCAGAGAACCUGACAGGGUGCAGCUGUUGCAGAGUGCCUUGUAGAAUGAGUUCUUCGGGGCUGAGCAACAACUUCUCAUCACAGGGACCAAAUACAGAAGACCAUGCUCAGAGCAACUGUGAAAGUCAUCAUUUAACCGCAUGCCACAGAUCUACCUGUUCUGGUCACAUGAUAAACACUGCCUGUUUGAGAAGUACUUGCAGUGUUGUUCCAUGCUCUGGACAUUUGAUAUCACGGCCACCUUGCGCAGGAAGCACUUGUGCAGGACAAAGAUCACUGCUCCAUUCAGGCUUGCUCGGUUUUCCACCACUUGUGUCCUCAGUCAGCGAGACCAGACUUGACAGCCGCAGUACAGGGCAUUACUGUGGAUCCGAGUUUAGGGGGCAGAACUCUUCUGGCCUUCGACUAGACAGAACAGGCCAGACUGGUUUUAACAGGACAGUCAAAGAUGCCACUACCAUGACAUCUGACCACGAGCUCAGAGACGUUGGUGUGCAAACCGUGUCUGAUUCCCUUGCUUCCCCUCUUUCUCAUGUGUUUCCUGAAAUUAGUUUGAGAGCGGAUCCUAUUUCAGACGCACCUUCGGAGCACAUGUGUCAUAGGACCCCUGUGAAGGAGGUGGAAUGGGAUGCUGAGGGUAUGACAUGGGAGGUGUAUGGUGCAGCUGUGGACCCUGAAGAGCUUGGCCUAGCAAUUCAAAGGCAUCUGGAACUUCAGAUCAAAGAGACUGCAGCUGCUGCAGCUGCGGCUGCUCAAACGCAAGACUCCACAGACAAUGUCAGCAGCCUGGCACUGCAGCCCAGACGACGGAAGAAGAGUGAAGGCAUUAUAAGAACAUUGCGCAGUUCAGCGUGUUGCUCUAACCCCAGUACUGUGGAAGAAUGAAGUGAUCAGCGAAGGGCCGGAGAUUGCCCUUUCAGUUUGUGGAUGCCUAGGUUAGGUAAAGAAAGGUACAGGCUUUUUCUGGAAGAUGGAAAUGGAUUGAGAAUGGCCUGUGGCAUAUAUAUAUAUUUAUUUAGCUAAAGCAAAUUGUCCUUAAAUCAUAUCUCUAAAUAUUCAAAAGCCUUGUCUGCUUAGUUGAAGCUAUUAAAGCUCCACUAUUGGUUAGAUAGAGCAGUGAUGUUCAGAGAUACAUUGCAAGCUAGCGUUGCAUAGAGCUACCAUUCAAAGUUUACAUAUAAUGGGGUGUUUCUACCUUACUUCACACAUGGCCUUGUCCCUGUCUUGACCUCCAACGUAUCUUUUAGAUGCCCCUUUUGGCCCAAAAUACCAAAAUAAAGAUUUUGGUGAGCACUGAGUAUUGUCAUUUUUCAAAAAUGCUAUUUAUAGGUUAAAAAUGUCUGGUUGUACUUGUUGGAUUUUGUCAAGCAAACAAUAGCUUACUGAACAUUAGCUAUGGGUACAUUAAAAUUAGCUAAAUCCUUGGACACCCUGAAGGGCUCCCUGGAGUAUGAUCUGAAAGCUACUUAUAGUUAGUCUACGCGCUAGCCCUCAAAUCCCGAUGGAUUUAGAUUUCUUUGUUUUCUGGUCUCACAGAUUCAUGGUGUUAAACCCUUUGUAGUCAAUGAUAAUAAUCAACCUGUACUAAAUGGCAGAAAUUUCAGCUUAAAUAUUUAAAUAUUUGCACAGAUUCUGUGGCUAUAGAUGUAUAAUUUACAACUAGCAGCUUACAACAAUCUAUGUUGUUACUGUAUUCACUGAUCUUGAUGCAAAUGGUGAUUGGUCCAGUGGCAGUUUUGCCUGGUGGAUUAGAGUGGGCUCAAGGCCAAAAUCAAUCCACAGAGCUAAAAAUAUGAAUGCUCAUGAGGUUUGUGGGUGUGUAAAGCUAGGUUCUUAUCAGGCCUACUGAUGAUUAGCAAAUAUAGACUCAAGGUCAGUGUUCCUGCACUUAUACAUUAUGAGCUAAAACUAAGCCCCAGUCCUGGUUCUAUGCUCAGGGACGAUCUCAGUCAAUUCAAAAAGUAAAACAUGUACAUUUUGAUUUUGUUGCCAAAAUCUGACGUGAAAAAACAAUCUUUCCACUCUUUUCAUGUCAUGAUUUAAUAAUGAAGAAUAUUUUGUGGUUGCGUUCUAAUUAGAAAGUGUAAGGACAAAGAUAAUUAUGGCCAUUUUCACAUAAUUUUACAUAUUCAUAAAUCUUUUUUGUUAUAUAAUAUCGUUAAUGUUUAAAGUUUGUUCAUUAUAAUGUUAAAAUAUGAAAGUUAAAAUGAUUCAUAUCACAUUCAGUGUAAUAGUUUGACUGUUUUUAUGUAUAUCAUGAUCACGUGCUAUAUCUUAACUAUAUCUUAUACAGAAUCAGUCAUGAUUUUGUGAAAGUUAGGGAUUGUAUUUAGAGCAAUCUCUGUCAAUAAUGUUUAGAUUAUAUUCAUUUAAAUAGCAUGACACCUAUUGUUGCUAAGUAAAUGUGUAACCAGAAUCUCUGACCAAAUCGACAGUAUGUGCUGCACAAACUGCUUUUGUUUUUCUUUGCCAAAGCAAUCCUUUUUUUUGGACCAGAGCAUUGUGAUUUAACAUAAUAUAGAUAUUACUGGAUCAACACCUUACAGUAUGAUGAAAACAAGCUUUAUAUAGGCUUUCUACAGCAAAAACUACACGUGUUUUAAUAUUGAGAAUACUGAAUGUCUUGAAAAAUGUACGAGCAACAAUAAAACGUUUGGUAAACAA
Messenger RNA from Onychostoma macrolepis, 5186 nucleotides. RefSeq lists its product as uncharacterized. The record is from RefSeq and is a predicted model, not a curated record. Gene Ontology annotation, cellular component: plasma membrane. The coding region runs from base 1539 to 3407 and encodes 622 amino acids. NCBI's taxonomy places the organism in Eukaryota, Metazoa, Chordata, Actinopteri, Cypriniformes, Cyprinidae. The transcript has 3 exons. Gene Ontology annotation, biological process: neuron projection development.